CUCUCUCUCUCUCUCUCUCUGUUAGCGGGAGCAUGUGCUUGACAUGCUAGUGGACACUUUUAACCCUCUCCUCAGAAUAACUGAUGCACGGGCAGCUGUCUCUUCCUCUCUCCUCUCCCCCACUCUCUGUGUGUGUGUGUCUCUCUCUCUCUUUCUAAACUCACUCACUUUUUAACUCCUCUACUCAGCUCACUUUCUCCCAUACUUCUUUCUUCACAGUAGGUCUAUUCAUUUCUUUGCCCUCCUCUCCCUCUCUCUCCCUCUCUCCUCCCUCCCUCUCCCUCUCUCUCACACUCUCUCUCCCUCUCUUUCAUAAAGAACAGUCCACUGGAGGCACUUGUGUAAGCGUAGCCAGUGAGAGCGCACGACACCAGCGCACCGUUCUCUCUCUUUCUCCAGCACCACGCUGCUCACCGGACGGUACGGCCAGGAGAAGCCGCAACCUAAACGCCACAAACCAACUAAACAAACGAAUCGCUUGGAUUUUAACUUUAAGGUGCCAGUGGAACAACAAGAAGAAAAACCACCUGGAGAAGUUUUUCUGUACAGGACAGCAGGAAAGGGAGGGAUUGGAGAGAGUUAACAGACCGGAGAGAGAGAGAGAGAGAGUGUGUGUGUGUGUGUGAGAGAGAGAGAGAGAGACUGAGAGAGAAAGAGAGUGUGUGUGUGUAAAGAGAGCACGAGGUAGAGGAGGAGGAAGAGGAACGAUGCCGGGUGCUGUGGACACUCGACGGCCGCUCCUGCUGCCCUGUACGUUUGCGUUGCUGCUGCUACUUCUGUGUGCUGCUGAGGGACGGACCCGGCGCCUCAGGAAGAGAGGACUCAACCAGAAGGACUAUGAGUAUCCGAGCCAGUCCCAAUCCACUCAGUACCAAAAGAAUGACAGGUGCCCGCCACCACCACAGAUGCUGCCGGAGCUGGCGUGCGAGGUGCCCGGCUGCCGCUCGGACUCCGAAUGCGAGCGCCACAAGCGCUGCUGCUAUAACGGCUGCAUCUAUGCGUGCUUAGAGUCUGUGCAGCCGCCACCAGUGUUGGACUGGCUAGUGCAACCCAAACCUCGCUGGCUGGGAGGCAAUGGAUGGUUGCUGGACGGACCAGAGGAAGUUCUGCAGGCGGAGGCCUGCAGCACCACAGAGGACGGCGAUGAGCCCCUUCACUGCCCCACGGGGUACGAGUGCCACAUCAUCAACUCUGGCAACCCAGCCGCAGGCAUCCCCAACCGGGGCCAAUGCAUCAAGCAGCGAGGCAACUCAGAUGGACGCAGCCUAAGACACAAGCAUUUCAAAGAUUACAAGGACUACUUAGGGAGCAACUCCAAUAAUGCAGUGGCCUAUGAGAAGCAUCACCACAAACACCUGGGUUAAGGUGAGGUGACACAGCUAUGCAGUUUAAGUUCUGUUCCAGGGUUCUGCAUUCCUCCAAGUGGACUUCAGGCUCCUUCUCCUCAGAGCCACCACAUGCCAAACAUCCUACCCGCUCGACAGCAUCAAGCAGCCCAGGCCUGCUCUCUCAUUCUGGUACUGACCACAUCUCCUCCGUCUGACCUCAAGUUACUGGACACAACAACCAACAAUUCAACAUCUGCUACCUCUUCAAUAGCCAAAUAAUUAAAAAAAAAAAAAGCCGAAAACGAAACAAAAAGAACACAUAAAGUCCAACAGUAUGGGCCACUGCUGAAACCAAAGUUUCAGUACCACACACACUCAGAGCAGCAAACUUCAGAGACAGACAGAUCGCAACAUGAUAGAAAGUUGUCAGUUUAGACUUGGGAAAUGUAAAAUACACAAAAGCACCUUUUCCCUGAUCCUCAACCCUAGCUGUAAACCAGGAACACGUGUGUCGGUUAACACACGUUAAACAGGCAGGCUCUACACAACUCCAAAGACCAGUAUUCCUCCAUUCACAUAAUCACACUGUAAAAGAGACGCACACACACACACACGCUGCCCUGGACCAGUGUGUGAGUGGGUCAGCAAGAAAUGAGGACCAUGUGGCAUUUCUCACUUCUUUGCAAGACCUCCUGGGUCACAGGAUGAAGAGUGACACACACACACACAGAGGAAUUUAGGAAAACGACUUUGGACAACUGUGAGGUCCAGAUCCACAGAGACGCCAGAGGUUAACCUGUAGCACAAACACACACACACUCACCUCUGACACCAUCAUAGGCCCUUUCAGAGAGCCAGUCUGAAAUCCUCUCUUUCAUCUUAACAUUAAAAGGGCAAAAAGAUUUAAAAACAAAACACCUCUAAAUUAUAACCUACCACCUAUAAAUCUGACUUUUUCAUUUUUUAAGUAAUUAAAACUAAUUUGUAUCCACCAAACAAUUUUCAUCGCUCUCCUGUAUCAUGGUGCUAAGGUAAACAGUAGAUUGAUAAGCUCACAGGACAUAGCUCAUGUCGGGUGCAGAGGCUCAUCUCUAUAAGCUAUCUCAGGCUCUAAGCUUACUGGGGCUUCUCUCUCUCUCUGAGAUGACCCACGCACAGGCUGCAAGGAGCGGCUCCGCCCUCUACGAGACCCGUCGCUACUCUGGUGCUGCAUCUGGACAAUACUUACUCCAAAUCGAAUAACGGAACGAAUGCUAAACUAUGUGGUUCAUUGUUACAGACAGGAAUUUACAAUAAAAGUACUGAAUUUAUUUACA
This is a messenger RNA of Alosa sapidissima (American shad), 2644 nucleotides long. It is a transcript of the gene wfdc1, whose product is annotated as WAP four-disulfide core domain 1. The record is from RefSeq and is a predicted model, not a curated record. Gene Ontology annotation, biological process: regulation of cell growth. Gene Ontology annotation, molecular function: peptidase inhibitor activity. Bases 708 to 1364 code for a protein of 218 amino acids. Gene Ontology annotation, cellular component: extracellular region. The transcript has 7 exons. Lineage: Eukaryota; Metazoa; Chordata; Actinopteri; Clupeiformes; Clupeidae.